Lactuca virosa is the source of this 945-nucleotide messenger RNA. NCBI's taxonomy places the organism in Eukaryota, Viridiplantae, Streptophyta, Magnoliopsida, Asterales, Asteraceae. The record is from the annotation of a GenBank genome assembly.
AUGUUCUGUGAUGUGCCUGCCAGCAGCAAAAUCUUAGAGGGUUAUCGCGCUCUUAAACCCUCUGGAUUUCGCCCAUUGAAUGCUGAAUUUCAAGAGAUUUUGGCUGAGGUAGACAAGGGCAAGAAAGGAGGAAGAGGGUCCAAGAAGACUGGCAAGAAAGACACAUCAAAGGAAGGACCAUCUAAGGCUGCAAAACUUCAACCCAAAAAGCGAAAGGCUCCUGCUGCAUCUACUGUUGCUCCGAAACGGCCAAAGCAGCCUGUUAAACGGCGAAAGUCUCCAACUCCUUCUCCAUCUCAGAGUGAAGACGAAAGCUCUGACUCCGAGUUUGAGGUUCGCGUUGAAGACAACCAACAGGUUGGUAAUGAAGAAGAAGAGCAUGUUCACACUGAGGAGGAAGAUCAAGUUCGCUCCGACCCACCUUUUCACACCAAGGAUCCAUCUCCGAAUCGUGAGGUCACUCUACCACUUAACGAUUAUGUUCCUUCUCAUCCUCCUUCACCAAAAACCACCACUUCUAUCCCAAUCACCAUUGCACCUUGUCCACCACCAGUAUCAUCUCAACCAACAACAGUUACUGUUACUACUCCUAUCUUCACUGAUUCUACCAUCCCACCCAAAACCUCUGCAGUGAGAAGUUUUAUCACCAAUGUCACUGGACUGCUCUCCGAUAUCAUCGAGACUAGGGAUCCGGUGAUUUCAUUAAAUGUUAAGAAGCAUUUAAGUGAGAAGCUUAGUUCGGUGUUUGCUAUGUUACACCGUUUGGAGGGUGUUUCAAAACCGGUGUCUUUUUCGAAACAAGGGGGAGAUGGUGGCUCCAAUGCUCAAAUGAACGAACCUCCCAAAGCCCCUGCAAAACCAUUUAUUGGCAAUGACGACGAAGACGAAGAGCCUGAUGAAGCUGAGCUCAAAAGGCGGAAGGCUCGCGAAGCAGAAAUUAAAUGA